UUUGGAGGCUGGGAGCACGGGGUAAGCAGUGGUGUCUUUUUUAGUGGCUAUAUCAGAUUACAUGCAAAAUGAAAUUUAAAAUCUCUAUUCAGACAAAAUUGUCUUUGCUUGAGUAGGAGCAGGAAUACAGUCUCACUCUGCAGGCUCUGACUCUUUAGUUGUGUUACUGUGGAAAAUAAACACUCAGAAAAUGAUUACUUUGUUCACAGGGUCAAUGAUUUGGCUGGACACCUCAAAUAUAAGCUACAGUAACUGGUACAAGGACCAGCCAUCUUCUUUCUCAUCCACAUGUGGGUACAUCCUAAAGAAUGCCAAGUAUCAGUGGGGUGUGACUGAAAAUUGCAGCCAGGAAUUUGACUUCGUUUGUGAGUUUGAAUCUGGCCAGAGCAUUGCUUGUGAUAAUUACAAUGCCACUAUACAGUGUGGAUCAGGAGAAGUUAUCCAAAUUGGAGAGACCUUCUAUGGACGGAAGACCCCUCACUACUGUGUAUUGGAAACCCCUCUCCAGUAUGAUACAGAUGAAGACUGUAGCUGGAUCAGUGUCAAAGACGAAGUAGCAGGUCAGUGUCAUGGUCUUCAGGCCUGCCAGGUGGCAGCAGAUGGCGCUUUCUUUGGAGACCCGUGCCCAGGUUCAGGAAGCUAUUUGUCUGUUCAAUACCACUGCAAGGAAGGUCUGCAGCUGGUUGUAACAGAUACAUGCUUUAUCUUUGAAAACAUCACAGUCACUUUGAACUGGCUGCUCUCCCCAUACUCCGGCAACCUUUCCUGUAUCAUCAGCACUGGAGAUGGCCACACGGUUGAUCCUUACUACCCUCUAACACUGGUCAGUAGUGUCACAUACAGAUAUUCAUCUCCUGGGGAGUUCACAGUUUUUGUGGAGUGCACCACCAGCGAGUGGCACGUGACAGCACAGAGGCGGGUGACUGUUCAAGACAAGAUGGACAAACUAAGCCUUACUGGGUGCUACAGCCAGUAUGAAUCUGGGAACGGCUCUCACUGCCGAACACUCUACGGGGAGGUGUUAUGGAUCCAAGUUGAACUCAAUGGAGGUAACGGAGUGACCUACAUUGUACUAGCAGGUAACGUGACGCUCGCUGAAUCCAGUGCAAAGGAAGGAAUUGUCCCUCACAAUCUGACACUUGACAAUGCUGCUCAAGAGCUGCUGGGCCCUGGGAUGCAUCGGCUGGAAAUCCGAGCAUCCAGCAACACCACCACAUCAGUGAUCUCUGGGAGCAUUGCUGUUCACUUAAUUGAGCCAGUCUCUGGUCUUCAGGCUGUAUUAGCUUCUCACACGCUGCAGCUGGGGGAGAAUCUGGAGAUAAAUGUCUCUGUUCCUCAUGGUGCCCCAGAUAAGCUGAAGUUUGAGGUGGUUGGAUCUAAUGAAACUCACUCUCACGAGGAUGACAGCCCUGCAGGGGAACCUCGAACAUACUUCAUUCCCACGCACUCUGAAGGUACUUUCCUAGUGAAAGUGGUGGCCACGAAUGCCUUCUCAAACAUGACUCUGGAUAUUGGGCUCAUCAAUGUGCUGGCAAACACUUCUCAUAAGGAAGAUUCUGCUAAGGAAAAAGGCAGCUCCAAAACAAAUACCCAAAAGACAAAAGUAAGUACUAUUUAAAGAUCUUUCUUUAAAAUUGAAAUGCUUAGA
Molecule: messenger RNA, 1648 nt
Organism: Oxyura jamaicensis (ruddy duck)
Lineage: Eukaryota; Metazoa; Chordata; Aves; Anseriformes; Anatidae
Product: polycystic kidney disease protein 1-like 2
Exons: 8
Coding region: 191-1618 (475 amino acids)
Molecular function (GO): carbohydrate binding
Source: RefSeq, a predicted model, not a curated record